Messenger RNA from Phycomyces blakesleeanus NRRL 1555(-), 2106 nucleotides. RefSeq lists its product as hypothetical. Gene Ontology annotation, cellular component: fungal-type vacuole membrane; vacuolar transporter chaperone complex. The transcript has 2 exons. Lineage: Eukaryota; Fungi; Mucoromycota; Mucoromycetes; Mucorales; Phycomycetaceae. The record is from RefSeq and is a predicted model, not a curated record. The annotation marks the transcript as partial.
AUGAAAUUUGGUGUAGAACUCGCAGCAAAAAUCCAUGAACCAUGGCGCUAUUCUUACUUGCAAUACAAUGAACUAAAAGUUGAACUCAAACGCCGUCAACUCGAGCAAGGAUGGCGUGAACGUGAUGAACGUGAAUUUGUAGAAUUUCUCCAGCGCGAGCUCAUCAAAGUUUUUAACUUUGUUAAUGAAAAAUUGGAGGGCAUCCAAAAACGUAUAGAACAAAGUGAAUGCACGAUCCAGGAACUAAUGAAGUCUGAAAAGAUCAAUACCCAGUCCUAUGAACUUGCGGCUGACGAGUUAGCAGAGAUCUUAUUUGCCGUCAAUGAUUUAUCAAAAUUCCAUCAGCUCAAUUAUACUGGAUUCGAAAAGAUUGUAAAGAAACAUGAUCGUUGGACCAAAUUGGAUCUUCGUUCCAGAUUCUACGGCCAAAUGCUCGAGACUUGGCCACUUGACCAGCAAAGAUUUGAUGCCCUUAUUGUUCGAAUAUCUAAUAUCCACGAUCUCUGUCGUCUUCGAGGCCAGCCUCGGGCCACAAAUGCUUAUAGUCAAGGAGGAGAUCAAACAGCCUUUGAGCGCGAGACGGCAAAGUACUGGAUCCAUCCGGAUUAUAUUACAGAAGUCAAGUCAAUUAUUAUGAUGCAUCUUCCUGUACAUGUAUUCAAUCAAAAAAAGACCUACGAAGACGGAGAUGCGGCCAUCUCGAGUGUAUAUUUUGACAACGCAUCAUUUGAUUUGUAUUCUGAACGACUGGAACGGAUCGAGGGCGCUGAGGCUAUCCGAUUUCGCUGGUAUGGAGAUAGCACAGAUAAAGACAAUAAUAGUGUGUAUGUGGAGCGCAAAACACACCAUGCGCCCUGGCUUAAUGGCCAUUCUGUUAAGGAUCGAUUCAGACUUGAUGAGAAAUACAUCGAUGCGUAUAUGACAGGAAGUUACACAGCCGACACAUAUGCUUCGGACUUGCGCUUAAAGGGAAAGAUGGAUGAAGCCAAAAUUGAAGAAAAUCACUUUGUGGCAAAGGGAGUCCAGGAUUCUUUACGGAACCGUCAACUACAACCAAUGUGUCGGGUAUUCUAUAACCGAACUGCUUUUCAGCUUCCAGGUGAUCAGAGAGUUCGAGUUAGUCUGGAUAAUAACAUGACAUUUGUACGGGAAGAUGGUUUGGAUGGAGUCCGGAGACAGCAGCCUGAAGGAGAUAUGUGGAGACGUGGUGAUGUUGGCAUCCAAUAUCCCUUUCGCAAUGUGAAAGAUUCUGACAUUCUUAGAUUCCCAUAUGCUAUUCUUGAGACAAAGAUUCAAAGUCAUCUUGGACAGGAAACCCCUGCUUGGCUAACUGAGCUGGUCACUAGUCAUCUUGUACACGAAGUCCCUCGUUUCUCUAAAUAUCUCCACGGUGCAUCACAACUAUUCAAGGACAGAGUACCUGUAGUGCCAUGGUGGCUGAGCGAACUCAAUAUCGAUAUUCGCAAAACACCUGUUGCCGACGUUGGGCUAUCGCGUUCUAUGAGCUUCAAGCCACUCUUUAAUGGUCGUCACCGGCGCUCUAUAGUGGACGUCAAUUAUCAACAAGUUCUUCCGCUUACAGUGUCCAGAUCAGCACCUCAUGUUUCCAUUCAAUUAACAAAUGAUCAACCUGAGCAUGCAUUCUAUAACCUAUCCGAGGCACCAAAGGAUAAACGGGAUGCGUUUACAAGAUUCUGGAGCGGCAGUCUACCAAACUUUGACAAGAAACAAACUUCGAGUCGAGACAAGAGCGGCCAACCUGUAGGGAUCUUACCUAUUGCUGUUCAACGACGCGCACCUCUGAAGAAGAUUGACCCAAAAGCAUUCUUUGCAAACGAGCGCACAUUCAUUUCAUGGUUGCAGUUCUGUGCCUUGCUUCUCACAGUGUCGCUCAAUCUCUUAAACUACGGAGAUUCGGUCUCUCGUAUCAUCGGAGCUUUCUUUAUCAUUAUCUCUUCUUUUAUGUCUAUAUAUGCUCUUGUUAGAUUCCAGUUAAGAGCAUGGCAGAUGAGAACAGGAAAUACCAGCCUGAGAUAUGAUGACAUCUACGGGCCUGUAGUUCUUUGUGUCUUGAUGAUUACUGCACUUGGAGUAAACUUUUACCUC